Molecule: messenger RNA, 1332 nt
Organism: Drosophila grimshawi
Lineage: Eukaryota; Metazoa; Arthropoda; Insecta; Diptera; Drosophilidae
Product: isocitrate dehydrogenase [NAD] subunit 1, mitochondrial
Exons: 1
Coding region: 66-1226 (386 amino acids)
Biological process (GO): isocitrate metabolic process; tricarboxylic acid cycle
Cellular component (GO): mitochondrion
Source: RefSeq, a predicted model, not a curated record
UUAUAUAUAUUAUUUAAAUUAGUUUUUCGCAACCAAAUUGGCGCAUUGAACGCAGCUGGAGAACAAUGCUAAAAGCCCAGAGCCGAUCGCUACUGCUGAAGAAAGCAGCAUAUCCUGUGGCCUGGCGUCGCAACUGGGCCGAUACAUCCAACAUAACGGGUGUCAAUGCGUUCAUGGCCAAAGGAGACAUACGCACAGAGAGUGUGAGUGUGUUGCCCAAAACCCAAUACGGCGGAAUUACGCACGUAACUUUGCUGUGUGGCGAAACCAUCAUUGGUAAAAUGGGCGCCAAAUAUGUAAAAUCGCUGAUGAGCAGCUCUCGCGUCCCAGUGGAUACACAGCGCAUCUUUGUGGAUCAGGGCGACGAGUAUUUUAAUUCGGUGCUGCGCAACCGGGCGGCGAUACAUGUGGAUAUUGUGCACGAUGCACAGCAUAAGAAGCAAUCACUCAAAAUGUGCAACGAUCUGGAUCUGUAUGUGUUCCUGACGAACCUGCGAACCUUUCCCGGCUUCAAUUGUCGCUUCCCCGAUGUUGACAUUCAGUUGAUUGCCCAGAACAAUAAGGGUAAUUACGCGGAACUGGAGUACUCGCCCGUCGAGGGAGUCGUUGAGGGACUGCGUGUCGUUGUCAGUUCGGACAUUGAGCGAUUUUUAAGAUUUGCCUUCCGGGAGGUAAUGGCGAAGAAGCGCCAAAAAGUGACCCUUGUGCACAAAUCAUCCGAGUGGCCAAAGACGGAGGGCGUUUUGCUCGAUAUGGCUCACCAUCUUCAGAAGACGGAAUUUCCGGAUAUUAAGCUAGAGCCGAUGGAGCUGGACAAAUGCGUUGCCCGCUUAAUAGUCGAUCCGCAGUAUUUUGAUGUACUUGUGACCAGUGAUCUCUACGGCACGUUCAUGGCCACCAUUUGUAGCGCCAUUUGUGGGGGCGCCAAUCUCUUCUCCUCGACUGAGAUCGGCGAACAUCAUGCGGUCUUCAAGCCGCUGCAAACGAAAUUAUCGCUAACCAACUACAAGGUACUCAGUCCGUAUGGCAUUGUGUCCACCUGUGUGGAUCUGAUGCACCAUCUGGGUCACGAUGAUUGCGCAAAUGCGCUUUGGCGCGAAAUGAUUCGCACCAUGAACGAGGGCAUUAAAACUGUCGAUUUUAAAGGCACCGAUCGAGGCGAAUAUGUUAUUUGCAACAUUAUGAACAAGCUGCUGUGCAACAUGUUUACUGGAAUGAAAGAUUAAGCAGAUCAAUGUCGCACUACAUUUAUUUUGAACAGUUUAGGAUUAUAAUCAAACAACUAACAAUAACAAACAGAAUUAAAGUGGAAUAAUCAAAAAUUGCGUCUCG